Messenger RNA from Aspergillus puulaauensis, 639 nucleotides. RefSeq names its product VanZ family protein. NCBI's taxonomy places the organism in Eukaryota, Fungi, Ascomycota, Eurotiomycetes, Eurotiales, Aspergillaceae. Bases 1 to 639 code for a protein of 212 amino acids. The record is from RefSeq and is a predicted model, not a curated record. The transcript is spliced from 2 exons.
AUGCGUAUCCGAUAUCCAUUCGCGGGUGCCUUCGUCUUCCUCUUGAUUUUAUCGGCGUACAUAGGCCUUCUUCCUCACAGCGACUCCUCGUCUGUGCCGUCGCAACUCCAGCCAAAUGACAAGGUCCUCCAUGUCGUCACUUUCUUCCUGCUCUCCCUCAUCUUCUACUGGAUCCCCGACACCACCCGCCGACGCACACUCCACCUAACCCUCGUCGUCUGCACUCUUGCCCUGGGAGUUGGGUCCGAAAUAGUCCAGGGUAUCCUUCCAAACGGUCGUUCCUUCGAUCCGUUCGACCUCCUAGCCAACAUUGUCGGGAGUCUGGGCGCCGUCGGCCUCUGCACCUGGUAUCACCGCCGUAUGCUAGAGCGACGACGCAAAUCCCGAUUUGGAUCUAUGGGCGAUGGUGACGAUGAUGUCGAGCUGGGUAUGAGCCCGGGCCAUCGCGACGAGGAGGGGCUAGAACCCCAAGAAUCCGGCGUUAUGAAUCUAGAGCAGGAGGUUGAUAACUGGGACGAGAACGCCGUCGAUAAUUGGGACACAGAGGACGGUGAAGACCCUAACCAUCCGAAUGCGCCUGCCCCUACCGAUAGGGAGGACCAGAAAGAGCCCAUCGAAGGCGGGAAGAGAAGCGACUAG